Molecule: messenger RNA, 1149 nt
Organism: Halichondria panicea
Lineage: Eukaryota; Metazoa; Porifera; Demospongiae; Suberitida; Halichondriidae
Product: uridine phosphorylase 1-like
Exons: 6
Coding region: 76-969 (297 amino acids)
Biological process (GO): uridine catabolic process; nucleotide catabolic process
Cellular component (GO): cytosol; cytoplasm
Molecular function (GO): uridine phosphorylase activity
Source: RefSeq, a predicted model, not a curated record
CUACUUCCGGGGUCUAAUUACUAGCUAGCCAGCCUCGAUACCGUGCCGUCUAGUCUAGCAAGAGCAAGAUUAAGAAUGAGCAGUUCCGAAGAGCUCAAGAAGCCUCAUGGCCUUCCCAACAAAUACCUAGAUGAUCUGGAUAAUGAUUUUUUCUACCAUUUCAGCUACUCGAGGUCUGAUUGCAAGAAGAAGUUCGGAGAUGUUAAAAUAGUGGUGUGUGGAGGUAGCAUGAGCAGAAUGGGAGUGUUUGCAGAGAAGGUCGCCAGGGAGAUUGGUCAUCACCAGGUCACCAAGGAGGAGUUAAGUAUUUCACGGACAGACAGAUUUGCUUUCUACAAGAUAGGACGUGUACUUUCUGUCAGUCACGGUAUGGGUGUACCCUCCCUCACCAUCAUGCUGCAUGAGAUCAUCAAGCUCCUCAGAUACGCCGAGGCUGAUGACCCUGUCAUCAUCAGACUGGGCACCUCUGGGGGACUAGGUGUACCUGCUGGCACUGUGGUUGUUACCAACAAAGCAUACAAUGCCUUCUGUGAGGAGGUCCAUGAGAUUGUGGUGAUGGGUAAGAGAGUGAGGAGGCCUUCUCUGAUGAAUCAAGACGUAGCACAGGAGAUAAAGUCUUGUCAAGAUGACCACUCUUUCAAAACAGUCCUUGCUGGCACGAUGUGCACUGAUGAUUUCUAUGAAGGUCAAGCCAGGACAGACGGUGCCGUGUGUGAGCACACAGAGGAAGAGAAACUGGCCUAUCUGAAGGAGAUCAAAGAGAAGGGGAUCUCUAACAUAGAGAUGGAGUGCUCUGCACUGGCUGCCCUCACUCACCACACUGGGAUCAAAGCCGCCGUCGUGUGUGUGGCUCUCCUCGACCGUCUCAAGGGAGAUCAGGUGUCCAUCUCACCAGAGGAUUAUGCCGAAUAUCAGAGGAGGCCACAAGCUCUCAUUGUCAGGUUUAUCAAGCACAAACUAGGAAUUUAAGAUGAACCAACUUUGAGCAAAAAAUUUAUAUGCGUGCAGGUACUAUAGAACAUAGACUGAUUGUAUUUUUUUUAUUCAGUAUUUAUAUUUGUGCAUAGAGAAAGUUAGUUUUAUUGAACAAUUUAAUUUAUCGUGUUAAAAUUAAUUUUGAAUAGUUAUUAUAAUUAUAGAUGAAUAAGA